UCACUCGGAACAAACUCACACCCACCACCUCACUGGUUUUCACAUCAAGGAAAAACUAGAGGAGAAAAAAAAAAAAAAGAAAUUCUGCUAUUGAGGAGCGAAAUCAAGCUUUUUCUUCUGUAUAAAAAUGGCUGCCACACUUUCUACAAGUGUCAGUGCACCGGCUGAGUUCUACUUCGAUGAAAAAUGGAAGCUUUCGAAGAAGGAAGGAUCGUCGAAAAGCUGCCGAUCAUCGUCUUCGUUGAUGAAGAAUUCAUCGCAGAGGAGGUGUUCUUUCACCAGGAAGUGUGCCAGGUUGGUCAAGGAACAGAGAGCUCGGUUCUAUAUCAUGAGGAGAUGCAUAACGAUGCUUAUCUGCUGGAGAGAUUACAGCGAUUCUUGAAGAGAAAGUGGAGGAAAAGUGAAGGAAAAUUUACAGAGGGUAAAUGGAAAGAAAGUUGAAGGAGGAAAAAGGUUUCCUCUGUUUUUUGGUUACCGGAUCAUCUCUUGUUUCCUUUUAAGAGAUCUUUUUUGGGUUUGUCUCGGGAGAAAAUACAAAA
Carica papaya (papaya) is the source of this 539-nucleotide messenger RNA. RefSeq names its product small polypeptide DEVIL 11-like. Lineage: Eukaryota; Viridiplantae; Streptophyta; Magnoliopsida; Brassicales; Caricaceae. The record is from RefSeq and is a predicted model, not a curated record. Gene Ontology annotation, biological process: negative regulation of cell population proliferation.